AUGCUCAGUGAGCAUUUCGCAGCAUCCGUGUCGGCCGCAGCGGUCGCGCCGAAAGCCACGUCCAACAGUGUCAAGGAUGUAGGCAUAUCCAUCUUCGAGAGCCAACCGCAUUCCGGACAAAGAGCAAGUUUCAAGAAGAGCAAUACCGCACCGAAUUGUCUGGCCGUCAGCCCAUCGCAUGUCUUCGCCGCCCAAGCCGACAAGGCCGUCGUAAACGUCUACAGCCGGGACAAGGGAAACCAAGAGGCGACGGUGCCAUUCCAAGAGAGGAUAACAUGUCUGGCUUUGGCAUGUGAGGAUAGCGUGCUGGUGCUGGGCUCGCAGACGGGGCGCAUCUUCGUUUGGGAAACACAUACUGGCAGAGUCGUCAUCACGUCGCAAGCCCAUCUGCAGCAAGUCACCGCCCUGGUCGUCGAUCCCACCUCGAACUUCGUUUUGUCAGCCUCGGCCGAUGCCUCGAUUCACGUCUGGUCGCUUCCCGCUCUGCUCUCCUUCUCGAACGCCGCUCUGCAAGGCCAACACUCUCCGUUACACACUCUUUCAGGCCACCGUGCCGCCAUCACAUCUCUGGUCGUCGGCCACAGCGCUGGCUUCUGCAACAUUGCUGUCUCAGCGAGCGCCGACCAGUCAUGUAUAGUCUGGGACUACCAUGAGAACCAGCUGUUGCGCACUGUCUUGCUACCCGCAGUUCCGCGAUGCCUGGCUCUCGAUCCUGCCGACCGCGCUUUCUACACAGCCUACGACGACGGAAGUGUGCAAAUCGUCGACUUCUACAGUGAUGCCUUCUCCGCCGCAAACCCCGACUCGGUCCAGCAUCCACUGUACGACCCUGCUCAAGCUGCUAUGCCUGUCCAGCCACCGCCGCAAACCCGCUGGACUCCUCCUUCAGCUGAUCAGGGUGCUGCAUUGAGUGCCAUGCUCAGCUACGACGGAAGCACCCUCAUGACUGGUCACAACAAUGGAAACGUUCUUGUAUGGGAUGUUCCUCUUGGUCGAUACUCAUCUACGUUCACCGCAGCCCCCAUGAUGGGCCCCGUCACAAAUCUUGUCUCCUUGCCUGUCCAAGGCUUCCCUGACGCUCGCCCUGCCCUCAUCAACCAAGUCACCAUUGUCAAGCCAAAGCACGCCGCCUUCGACAAGGCCGACCUCGAUGGUGCAGUCCCUGGAAACUACAACUUGAGCAUGCAGUUCUCGCGCCAACUUCCCAUGCCUCACAUCUCUGCCUCUAAGAAGCAAUCCGCUACCGUCGAGUCUGAAUUCCUUACCGCUCUCACACAUCCUGUCUUCCCUGAAUCGCUACUUGCCGAUUCGCUCGCCGAACUGGCGAACUGGAACGGCUCGGUAAAGGUCCAACUUGCUGCUCCCGCCGCCGCCGCCGUUCCCACCCCUGCUGCUCCUGCAGAAGCACCCGCCGCCCAGCCGCAAGUAUCAGACACAGCCGACUUCAUGUCCCUCGACGCCCCCGAAACAUCCACCGGACCCUCUGUCGAACAGCAAAAUGAAGCUUUGAGAGCCGAACUCGCCGCCCUGAAGCGCGUGCAAAGAGCCAGCUUGAUCCAAAUGGAAGCAUUACGGAAAGAGAAGGUCGAGCUGCUAGCAAAGAUAAGACAAGACAUCGACGAUGACAUGGAAGACGAAGUCAACGAAGACGAAAAGAGCGAAAGAGCAUGGGGAAGACUAGCCUCGACAGGCGAGUAUGUCGAGAGCGAUGAAGAGUCGGAGUAA
Molecule: messenger RNA, 1725 nt
Organism: Aureobasidium pullulans EXF-150
Lineage: Eukaryota; Fungi; Ascomycota; Dothideomycetes; Dothideales; Saccotheciaceae
Product: WD40 repeat-like protein
Exons: 1
Coding region: 1-1725 (574 amino acids)
Biological process (GO): DNA-templated DNA replication; rRNA processing
Cellular component (GO): nuclear pre-replicative complex
Molecular function (GO): protein binding
Source: RefSeq, a predicted model, not a curated record